AUGAUGUUACCUCAAGCCCUGUGGCUCUUAUCUGUCUGUCUUCUGUCCUGCUGUUAUGGUGCCCGAUUGAUGGUGUUUGUGGACCCUAGGUCAGAAUCAACACCACUACCUGCGGUGAUCUGGAGUGAUACAGAAGACACCAUGGAAAUCUUUAAAACCUUUAUUAUGGGGUAUAUACCUGGAAUUUAUGUUCUGUCUCUGGAGAUUGAGAAGAGCAUGAAGGAGGAUCUGGAGAACCAAGUGCUGGAUGCCAGUUUCCAACUGUGUCAGAUUCUCAAUCAGGAUCCUAAAUUGCAGAACAGCUACAUUGCUGUUGCAUACUCUAAGGGACGCCAGUUCCUUGAUGUGAAGCGAAUUCUCCAGCUGUAUUAAAAUCCAGAAAAUUAUCCCAAGACAAACCCAUAGCUUGUGCAAACACUAUGGUCAUAGCAGUGUUCUGCACCUACUGUGAACUCCUGACACAACCUAACUGCAAAAGAACAACCCUGUCUGCAAAGAUCAGCUUAGUCUCCUGCUCGUGCCAUACGCUCUCCUUCUUCUCUCCUCCUGCUAGCUUUGGAGAGGUUAUUAGUCUGUAAGAGAGGCAUGCUUGCAUAAUGUGAGCUCUUCUCAGAUUCUCUAAAAUAAACCUGCUUGCACUUUGA
This is a messenger RNA of Arvicanthis niloticus (Nile rat), 644 nucleotides long. Its product is annotated as palmitoyl-protein thioesterase 1-like. The record is from RefSeq and is a predicted model, not a curated record. NCBI's taxonomy places the organism in Eukaryota, Metazoa, Chordata, Mammalia, Rodentia, Muridae.